Molecule: messenger RNA, 1637 nt
Organism: Scheffersomyces amazonensis
Lineage: Eukaryota; Fungi; Ascomycota; Pichiomycetes; Serinales; Debaryomycetaceae
Gene: LEM3
Product: Lem3p
Exons: 1
Coding region: 65-1396 (443 amino acids)
Cellular component (GO): Golgi apparatus; plasma membrane; endoplasmic reticulum
Source: RefSeq, a predicted model, not a curated record
AGCUUCGGUAACUAUAGUCCCAUAGAUUAUACACCAGAUUUAUACUAAUUUGUAGCAUUUCAAUAUGGCGAUAGACGCUAGAGACAAUAUUGGCAAUGCGGGAAAUGCUGAGGCAGCACCUCAAGCUCAAUCUAAUUAUCCUAAUGCACCAGACUCGGACUAUGAAUCGGAUUCGUCAUCUCAAGAUUCUUCAUUAGGGAAGAAAGAUAAGGAGAAGACAAGAAGACCAGGAGAUAAUGCAUUUAGACAACAACGAUUAAAGGCAGUUAAUCCCGUGUUUACUGCUAAGACAGUCAUACCAUUAUUAAUUGGUAUAGCUAUAGUAUUUGUCCCCUUAGGAGCAGCCAUGUGGUAUGCAUCUCAUUCAAUUCAAGAUUUAGUAAUUGAUUAUUCUCAAUGUGAAAAUUUAGCAUCUUCUGAUUAUUGGUUACCAAUUCCUGAAAAUUAUACAAGUUUCCAUUUUGGUUCAUAUAGUAAUCAAACUAAAGCAGUUUGGAAAUUAGAUACUGAUGAAAGUCAAAUCUUUGAAGAUCAAAGAUUAGUUUGUAGAGUUCAAUUUGAAAUUCCUAAGAAAUUAAAUGCUCCAAUUUAUUUCUUUUAUAGAUUAAAUAAUUUCCAUGCUAAUCAUCGUCGAUAUGUUAAAUCCUUUAGUGAAGAUCAAAUUCAAGGUAAAGCAGCUUCAUUAAAUGAUAUAAAGAAUACUGUUGGACAAAAUUGUCAACCUUUAUCAACUGAUGAAAAUGGUAAUAGAAUUUAUCCAUGUGGAUUAAUUGCUAAUAGUUUAUUUAAUGAUACAUUUUCAACCACUCUUACAGCAGUUAAUGGAACUUUAAAUAAUUAUAAUUUAACUGAUCAAGGAAUUGCUUGGGCAACUGAUAAAAAUAGAUUUAAAAAGACAGCUUAUAAUUAUACUGAAGUGGUUCCACCUCCAAAUUGGUAUAAAUCUUAUCCUAAUGGAUAUAAUGAAACCAAUUUCCCUGAUAUUUCAACUUGGUAUCAAUUUCAAAAUUGGAUGCAUGCAUCAGCUUUACCUAAUUUUAAUAAAUUAGCUCUUCGUAAUGAUCAUGAUACUUUACAACCGGGAACUUAUGAAUUAUCUAUUGGAUUACAUUUCCCAGUAUUACCUUAUAAUGGAAAUAAAUAUAUUUAUAUAACUCAAAGAAGUGUUAUUGGUGGUAAGAAUAUCUUUUUAGGAGUUAGUUGGAUGAUUGGAGGAGCCAUUUGUUUUGCUAUUGGAUUAAUCUUACUUAUAGUUAAUUUCAUUCAUCCCAGAAAGACAGGCGAUGUCAAUUUAUUAAGUUGGAAUAAAGAAAAGUUUGCUCAAGAUGAAAAGGAAGAAUUAUCUUCUGAUUCUGCCAUUGCCACGGGUGUUGAAAAGCUUGACCAACACCAGUAAGAUGAGGGACACACUGUUUAUUUCAUUUUAUUUUAUUUCAUUUUCUUUUCUUUUCUUUCUCUGUAUAUUAAAAUUUGUUUAAGUAUGUUUAGGUGAAUUGACAAUCACUUAUAGAUAAGUAGUAGUAGGAAACCGCGCGCUACCAGUUGAGAUUGCACCUAAUGAUGCACCGCGCCAAAGGUAAACAAACAUCAACCCAUACUAAACAACAGUGAAUCUCACUAUUUAUAUAGGCCAGGAA